CAUGAUGUAUCCACCAUGUGAUCCGUCCGAGAAUUGAGCUCAGCGGACUCCCUUUCUUUUCCUCCCCUUCUUUUCUUUCCGCGUGCCCGCCGCGCACUCCGACAUGGCGUCGCCGCGGCUGGAGACGUUCUGCUGCUCCAACCGGGACGCGGCCACCGAGCUGGUGGUCGCCUUCCAGCCGCUCCCGUUCGGAGUUGUGACGGCGGCCAGCGCGGCCGUGAGCGUGCUGCUCACGGUGCUGCAGAUCCUGCCCAAGAGGAAAGGCUACCGGAGGCUGGGCCAGUACCCGCUGCCCAGACCGGCGUCCUCGGCGCGGAUCCUCCUCAUCAUCAGCGUCUGCGACAUUUUGGGAUGUACAGGCAUCAUUUUGAGGUCGUCUUUGUGGGUGGGCCUCCCAAACACGGUGGAACAGAUCUCCGAGGCCAACAGCACCGACACUUGGCCGGACGUCUUCUGCCUCGGCAGCGCAAUGUGGAUCCAGUUGUUCUACAGCGCUUCGUUCUGGUGGACCUUUUGUUACGCCGUGGAUGUCUUCCUGGUGGUCAAGACGUCUGCGGGAAUCAGCACCAUUAUCCUCUACCACAUGAUCACAUGGGGUCUGGCUUUGCUGCUGUGUAUCGAAGGCGUGGCCAUGCUCUACUACCCCUCCAUCUCCAACUGUGAGCAAGGCUUCCAGCACGCCAUCCCUCACUACGUCACCACGUACGCGCCCAUGCUGCUGGUCCUUGUGGCCAACCCCAUCUUCUUCAAUUGGACCACUUCCGCAGUGACAUCGUUGCUAAAAGGGCGUCAAGGGAUCUACACAGAAAACGAGCGUCGGCUGGCCAGCGCCAUAAAAAUACGCUUCUUUAAAAUUAUGCUGGUGUUCUUUAUUUGCUGGAUUCCCAACAUCAUCAACGAGAGCCUCCUCUUCUACCUGGAGACGCAGGGCAACAUCGACGACAGCAGCCUCAGGAAUUACAAAAACGCUGCCCUCAUCACAUGGUUCAUCAUGGGGAUCUUGAACCCCAUGCAGGCCUUCCUCAACACGCUGGCCUUCCACGGCUGGACGGGCUUCGACUUGGACCUGAGCCCGAGGGGCAGGGGCGAGCCGGCCUGGGAGUCGGCCUCCACGUCGGUGGCCAACGCGGGGGGUCACAACUCCAUGGUGGGCACGGCCCUGCUCUACCAGAGUCACGUGCAGGAGGCCAAGAAAAACGUGAACGGCCACGGGCAGCCGCAGUCCGACGCCAUCAGCGUCCUCUCAGAAGGUUCAGAAUCUAGCACAGUUGAAAUCCACAUAUCCAGCGAGCCACCAGACUAUGGCGAUAUAGACGCUGAUGAGGAAUCCUUGGGGACGUCAGGGAGGCAGUAGCCAACAUUACGUCGCUCUAAACUACUGUUGCUGGUAAAAGAAGAAAAAAAAAAAAGAGAAUAGAUUUCUUUAGUAUCGGUGGUGCGACUUGUUUUUUUAAUUCCCUUGUGCGACCACGAACAGAAACCUUGAGAACAUGACAAACGUUCUCCUUGGUGACUCACACCUAAGAGUUGGCGUCUUCUGCUUAGUUUUUUUUUAGUGACAUGUCUGUAAUCCCUUCUGACAAUCUUGUCUUUUUGCACUUUUAUUCAUAUUAAAUAUCAAACCUCUUUCUUA
Molecule: messenger RNA, 1633 nt
Organism: Phyllopteryx taeniolatus (common seadragon)
Lineage: Eukaryota; Metazoa; Chordata; Actinopteri; Syngnathiformes; Syngnathidae
Gene: gpr143
Product: G protein-coupled receptor 143
Exons: 9
Coding region: 104-1354 (416 amino acids)
Biological process (GO): melanosome organization; G protein-coupled receptor signaling pathway; regulation of calcium-mediated signaling
Cellular component (GO): melanosome membrane; plasma membrane
Molecular function (GO): L-tyrosine binding; L-DOPA binding; L-DOPA receptor activity
Source: RefSeq, a predicted model, not a curated record